Linum trigynum is the source of this 1039-nucleotide messenger RNA. The record is from the annotation of a GenBank genome assembly. NCBI's taxonomy places the organism in Eukaryota, Viridiplantae, Streptophyta, Magnoliopsida, Malpighiales, Linaceae.
UCAAGUGACCUUCAUGUUUCAAUUUUGGUAAUUUUCUUAACAUACAUAAUAUCAAGUGAGUUUCAUAUUUUUUAAAUUUCUUAUACGAAAUGAAAAAAUAAUUUUACUUAAGUUUAGAAUGAAAAACUUUAUUUUGAAAAACUAUGUAUUGUAUAUUUUUAUAAUUAUUCAAGUGGAUUAGAUGAAAUUCGGGUUGAGUCGGUCGGGUUACGGGUCAAUCGGGUUCGGGUUAAUCGGGUUACGGGUCAGUCGGGUUGCGGGUCAAUCGGGUUUGGGUUAAUCGGGUUGCGGGUCAAUCGGGUUGCGGGUUAGUUGGGUUGCGGGUCAAUCGGGUUGCGGGUCGGGCGGGUUACGGGUUGUUGACUUAUAGUCAAUUCGGGUUGCGGUCGGGUUGCGGGUCGGGUUGAUCGGGCGGGUUAAUCGGAUCGGGCUAUGUUUUGACACCUAUAUGUGCAACAACAAAUUGGUGGGCGGGAAUGCCAAGAAAGCAAGAAGGCUUGAGAUUGACUUUGAGGAUAUAAAUUCUGAUAAUGAAUGGAUUUGUGCUAGUGAUAAUGAAGAAGGAGAACCACAAUCUACAGAUUUAGAGGUUGGUGGUGAGGAAGGUGGUCAUACUAUUGAAGGUGGUGAUGAUGCUAUUGGUGUUGAUGCUCGAAGAGAUGAGGGUGAUCAUGAAUAUAGUAGUCCACUUGAUGUUGAUGGCAAUGGUGGUGAUGAUGAUAAUGAUGAUGAUUUGGAUGCAAAUGUGGAAGCCGAUGAAUUGAUGUAGUUUUCCUUCUAUCCUUUGUAACAUUUGUGUGCUUUGAUUGUGAGGACUUGGAUUAUUAAACUCAUAUGUCAUUAUGUAAACUUAAACCAGCUUGUGAGAAUUUGGAUUCUUAACUCGUUUGUGGCUUACAAUUUAUGUUUAUGACCUUAUUAUUAAGAUGUUAUGAGUUUGUUCUAAUUUAGACAUGAAUUGCAGGUAUUUUUUCUUUGGUUUAAUACACUUGUAUAUCCAAAACUUUCACGGUUGUGCCAAUAAUAUCCAAAUUUUUCG